AUUUCCUUGGCUCAGCUCUCACAGUUGCUCCCUAGCUCAGAACAGUGGCUGCGGAGACCACCUUGAGAAGAGGAUGAUUCUAAACAAAGCUCUAAUUGUCGGGGUCUUCGCCCUGACCACCAUGAUGAGUUCCUGUGGAGGUGAAGACAUCGUGGCUGACCAUGUUGCCUCCUACGGCGUCAAUGUGUACCAGUCUCAUGGUCCUGCUGGCCAGUACACCCAUGAAUUUGACGGCGAUGAACAGUUCUACGUGGACCUGGAGAAGAGAGAGACUGUCUUUUGGGAGCCUGAGAUUGCUAAAGUUGCAGGUUUUGACCCACAAGGUGCCCUGAAUAACAUAGCCAUAUUGAAACACAACUUGGACAUCAUGAUUAGACGUUCCAACUCUACUGCUGCUAUCAAUGAGGUUCCUGAGGUGACCGUACUUCCCAAGUCUCCUGUGGUGCUGGGUCAGCCCAACACCCUCAUCUGUGUAGUGGACAACAUCUUUCCUCCCAUGAUCAACAUCACAUGGCUGAGCAAUGGGCACUUGGUUACAGAAGGCAUUUCUGAGACCAGCUUCCUGUCCAAGAGCGACCACUCCUUCCAAAAGAUUGCUUACCUCACCUUCCUCCCUUCUGCGGACGAUAUUUAUGACUGCAAAGUGGAGCACUGGGGCCUGGACGAGCCUCUCCUGAAACACUGGGAACCUGAGAUUCCAGCCCCAAUGUCAGAAGUGACGGAGACUGUGGUCUGCGCCCUGGGGCUGUCCGUGGGCCUCGUGGGCAUCAUAGUAGGCACCAUCUUCAUCAUCCAAGGCCUGCGCUCAGCUGGUGCCUCCCGACACCCAGGGCCCUUGUGAGUCACACCUUGGAAGGGAAGACACACCGUCCAUCUGCAGAGCAGAAGAGUAGAUGUGCUAGGGCACCUAGAGCUACUUUCUGGCCCAAUUCCCCAUAGUCUUUUUCUCAUCUGAAUAUUCCUCCUCACACUUUGUUUCUGGGGUUAAGAUAUGGUAUCCCUUAUGAUUUCUUAUAUGCCUUUGAGUUCUCUCUCUAAUCUGUUGAGUUUUUUUUCAUUUCUCAAAUAUUACUAGUUAUGAGAUCCAUGGGAUAGUCUGUCCAGCUAUCUAAUCCCUCAGUGACCUUCUUCUGGUUCUCUGUGGAGGCAAUAAAUCAUUUAUAAAUUCCCUAUUGACACUGCACCUAAGAUGAGGUUAUGGAACAGCUGGAAGUCUAUAAGGGUGUUUCUAUUCAUACCACCUGCCUCCAUGGGCUCUAGGAGUAAUCAAAGGAAAGAAGAUGGAAUGUUAAUACAGUAUUUGACAUGGCAUAGUUUGGUGCAAAAAAUUAAUUCCAAAUUGAAGGCUUAGCAUUUUUAACUUUAUAACACUGUAUAUAAACCAUCUAACAUACUGAAUCUUUUUCUUUGAGGGGGUACCGGGGAUUGAACUCCUGUCCUUGCGCUUUCAAGGCAGGCCACCAAACCGCUGAGCUAAAUCCCCGGCCCUAACAUACUGAGUCUUAUUUUUUUUAUCCAAGGUUCGAAAGUCAUAAUACUUUCCUUGCAGAAUUAUUUACAAAAUUGGAA
Messenger RNA from Fukomys damarensis (Damara mole-rat), 1569 nucleotides. RefSeq names its product HLA class II histocompatibility antigen, DQ alpha 2 chain. Gene Ontology annotation, biological process: peptide antigen assembly with MHC class II protein complex; immune response; immunoglobulin production involved in immunoglobulin-mediated immune response. The transcript has 5 exons. The record is from RefSeq and is a predicted model, not a curated record. Lineage: Eukaryota; Metazoa; Chordata; Mammalia; Rodentia; Bathyergidae. Gene Ontology annotation, cellular component: MHC class II protein complex; membrane. The coding region runs from base 74 to 841 and encodes 255 amino acids. Gene Ontology annotation, molecular function: MHC class II protein complex binding.